This is a messenger RNA of Harmonia axyridis, 1747 nucleotides long. Its product is annotated as CWF19-like protein 1. Gene Ontology annotation, molecular function: RNA lariat debranching enzyme activator activity. The transcript is spliced from 8 exons. The coding region runs from base 171 to 1724 and encodes 517 amino acids. Gene Ontology annotation, cellular component: post-mRNA release spliceosomal complex. The record is from RefSeq and is a predicted model, not a curated record. NCBI's taxonomy places the organism in Eukaryota, Metazoa, Arthropoda, Insecta, Coleoptera, Coccinellidae. Gene Ontology annotation, biological process: mRNA splicing, via spliceosome.
GAAUGUCAAAAUUAUUAACCUAAUUUUCAUCUAACCUAGAAAUUUGUGUUUUAUAUUUAUAAAUAUAUUACAAGAAUAUGCAAUUAUAAGCUCAUUGUAGAAGUUUUUAUUAUAUUUUUUGUAUUGUAUCGAACAAGUAACUGCAAUAAUACUAAUAAAUAUUUGCAAACAUGGGUUCUGCGGAUAAAAAGCGAAUCCUUCUCUGCGGUGAUGUUGAGGGAAAAUUCAAUGCCUUAUUCAAAAAAAUCAACAGUAUUAUUAAGAAAAGCGGGCAGUUUGACAUGCUCAUUUGUGUGGGAAAUUUUUUCGGCAUAAACAAUAAAGAAUUCGAUGAGUACAAGUUAGGAAAUAAGAAAGUACCUCUGCCUACCUAUAUACUGGGUCCAAAUAAAGCAGAUCAUGUGAAUAUGUACCCCGAAGAGGAUGAGGAGCUCUGUACAAAUUUAUUUUAUUUAGGUAAAAGAGGACUAUACACAGGUAUUAAUGGGUUGAGAAUUACUUAUGUCAGUGGAAUUAGUAGUUCUGCUUCAAAAGAACCAUUCAAUUAUGAUACGAAUGACAUAUCUGAACUAUUUGAUCUAUGUGUACGAGGCAACCCAGCUUUUAGAGGUGUUGAUAUUUUGCUAACCUCACAAUGGCCUGCUCAGAUGCUGGUUGAUCCUGAAAAGACUAAACCACUUUAUGCAAGUGCACUACCAAAUUGGUUGAUUAUGAAAUUGAAACCUAGGUAUGUAGUGAGUGGUUUAGAAGGAAAAUACUAUGAAAGACCCCCAAUGAGGAUACCUACCUUAGGAGACAAUGAUUCAACAGUCGAGAUUGCAACUAGAUUUAUUGGUCUUGGACGGGUUGAUAAUAAAGAAGGUGCAAAAUGGUUGUAUGCAUUAAACUUAACACCUAUAGAUAAAAUGAAACUUUCUGAAUUGAUACAGAAAACCACUGAUGAGACUCCUUGUCCAUUUACAUUUGACGAUUUACAGAGUGCAGUUUUUCAAGUAAAAAAAUCAUCUGGAACAAAACAGUAUUUCUAUGAUACAACACCAAUUGAAGAACCAAAAGCGAAAAAGCAGAAGAGAGAAAAAAUUACAUUUGAUCAAGAGAAAUGUUGGUUCUGCUUAGCAAGUCCAUCUGUCGAGAAACAUCUUAUUAUAACAAUUGGAGAUCAUUGUUAUAUGGCACUAGCAAAAGGUGGUUUAGUUGAAGAGCAUUUCCUAAUUUGUCCCAUACAGCAUUACCAAAAUAGUGUAAAUCAGCCUGAACCUGUCAGAAUAGAGAUGAACCAGUUCAAGAAAGCACUUGUUAAAUUUUACCAAAGGGAAUCUAAAGUUCCUAUUUUCUUCGAAAGAAAUUACAAAACCUCCCAUAUGCAAUUACAAGUGAUUCCAAUACCAGAAAAAGCACAAAGGGAAUUGAAAGACAUAUUUAUGGAUGAAGCAGAAGCCAAUGGUUUCAAUUUGACUGAAGCUGAUAGCUUUGAACGUUUGGAGGAAGUUCUUCCACCCAAAACUCCCUAUUUUCUUGUGGAACUACCAUCGGGUACUGUUUUAUAUAAUACAAUCAAAGGAAACUUUCCAAUCAAUUUUGGAAGAGAAGUUUUGUGCACUGGCCCUGUUCUAAAUUUACCUGACAGAACAGAAUGGAAGGAAUGUUGCCUCGGUAAAGAAGAAGAAAUAGCUCUAGUUGAAAGAAUAAGAACAGAUUUUGAACCAUUUGAUUUCACUAUAUAGAAUAAAGUAAGAAGUAUUUUGUA